This is a messenger RNA of Parascedosporium putredinis, 294 nucleotides long. The record is from the annotation of a GenBank genome assembly. Lineage: Eukaryota; Fungi; Ascomycota; Sordariomycetes; Microascales; Microascaceae.
AUGGCUUCGCAACGGCCCACGUCCGCCGCGGACGGCAAGACGUACUUUGAGCAGCAGCGCGAGCUUCUCAUGGGCGAAAUAGCUCUGAGUUUCGAGCAAGUCCUCGCCAAUAUCAAUAAGCUGAACCGGUCGCUGGAGGCCGUCAUCACCGUGGGCAACGAGUUCUCGUCCGUCGAGGCGCUGUGGUCGCAGUUUGAAGGCGUCAUGGGCGCGCCCAGGGAUGGGGAGGAGAGCGGGGGUCCUGCGGAGGACACGACGGCCGCGGAAGGACGGGGGCCGAUGCCUCGGGUGUGA